UUCCAACAGAAAUUGUACAAGUAAAUGUUGACGCUGAGCUGAUAGAAGGACAAAGCUUUCAAAUACCAAUACAUGGUAACCAAUCCUAUUCUAGCUUAUUACCAGUAUUUCGAUGUACAUUUGCUGAUGUUUCGGAAGGCAGCUACGUUUAUGACGUUCACGGGUACAUAAAUGGAGUUAAUGUAAAAAGCCAUUCGAAUGUACAAUUUUCAAAUAUAAUUUCUACGGUUCUUAGGGAUACAGACUGGAUCAGCCAAUUUAAGAUGAACAUGGAGGUGAAAUGUGCUAUUCGUAUGAGAUAUUCAACAGAUUCAGCACCUGGAUUGCUUCUCUAUAGUCAACUAUAUCAAGCUGGGAUUUUUCCAGCAAAAUAUGAAUAUACUGUGAAUGAGGGAGACUCAAUCGACAUAACCUUUACUUCAAGUGUACCAGUUGGGUGUAUAUCAUCGCAUGACGCCAUAAGAACACAUUGUGAACAGGAUUUCUACAUUUUCCAACCGAUGGAUGAUCAAACUUCAGUAUCAUGCAGGAACAACAUUGCAAACAGAGAUAUAGUUUUUGAAGCUCAAUUUUGUGGUAUAAGUAUGAACAGUCUCCAUUGGAAAAAUGAGACUGCGAGUGUAUGGUUUUAGUGACUCACUGUAUAACUUUCAAGACAGAUCGACAAUUCUCAAGAUAUCUACAUCAGCAGUGUCGGAUUUAAAUGAAAUUUGGAGAGAUGUACAAGUUCCAGAUAUAAAGAUCACAGUUAUAGACAGGGAUUCUGUACUUAUUGACAGACAAUGUAUGUCUCACAACGACCCCCAUAUUACUACUUUCGAUGGGAGAUUGUAUCAUUAUAUGAACGUUGGGGAAUUUAUUAUGUACCAGAAUGACAUAGGUCCUUAUUCGGUGCACGCUUUAUUUACAAACUGUGGGUUUGGCUGGACAGGAUCAUCGUGUCAUUGUGGUAUAGCUGUAAGAAGUUGCAAUUCUUUGUUUGUCUUACGGACAUGCCAGACGAUAUCAAGAACACAGAAGCAUUUACUACAAGAACCUAUUACUAAGCUUAUAAGUUGUGAUGCACAGGAUUUAAUGAUAGAACAUAAUAGAAAUAAUUACAAGAUAACAUUGCCUACCGGAACAGAAAUCAAAUUUACGAUAUCAAGAUGGUCAAAAUUUAUAUCAAUGAUUGCAAUAAAGCCAUCUAUUUUUGAUAUCAAUGAAGCAAGAGGUUUAUGUGGUGUUCCAAGUACGACAAAAGACAAGUCGGAAGAUUUUACUCAUCGUCAGAACGGACCGAUCAACAACGAACAGUCAUUUGCAGAUUCCUGGAGAAUAACUCCGACAAUGAUUUCUGAACAAUUGUUUUGCGUCGAACCAGAUUUUUUUAGUAACUUAGAUGAUGGAAUCGGCAAUAGUAUUACAGGAAACAAUAACACGCGUUACUGUACAUGUGAAAGACAAGCUAGCAGCACUGUUACACUAGAUGAUUUCGAUACUGUACAGUGUAAUUUAACUGAAAUUACAGAAUUUUUUUCAGAAGCCCUCCGGACUGAGGAAGAGACGAUGACUUCAUUUUCUACUUCAUGUUCAAUAUCUCAAAGAAAAAAGCGUUCUGUUAACUCAGUCGACAAAAUUGUACGACGCACCUUCGGUGGUGAUGAUGACGUAAUUGAUGUUCCGUGUUUCACAUACGACGAGAGUGUUUUUAAUACAGAGGUGACGAUCCCUGGGACAUUUAGAAAUGGCUGGACGGAAAACACUGCAUGGCAGACCUGCAUGGACGAAAUACAGAAUGCGCUUCCACCAGGGGUGGCCAAUUUGGUAGAUGUAUCUGUAGCCGAAUUUGUUGAAUCAUGCGUAUUGGAUAUUAAGCUUGUCGGGGAUACAACUUUCCUUCCUGACACUAUUGGUACUAUGCUGACUUUUAUUAUGACAGAAAUAAGGAGGAAUGAGUCAUUGUACCUUCUCAAUACAACAGACGGAUCACAGACUUUAGUAGGAUAUGUCACAAGCUUCUUGUGCCCUAACAACUGCAGUGAAAAUGGAAACUGUACAAUGGGCGUUUGUCAGUGUAAUGGCAAAUAUAUUGGGGACGACUGCUCUCAAUCAAAUACAAUCCCGCCAUCAAAUAUCAGUCUUCCAUCGUAUGGGCUUUGUAUUCUUGGAACAGGUGAAUGCAGGAACCCAAAAAUAUUCGGCAAUUUCCUUUCAAGGACGGUUUGGUACAACAUAAAGUAUUUUCAGAAAGUAACGGACUCCAUUAAAUAUAUACCUGGAGACGAUGUCUUGCAGGCAAAUUUCAGGAAUAUGUUCACUGUAUCUUUAGAUUUAAUGUCCUCAGGGAAAAAUAGAUCAACACCAGAAACAAUUGUGGCCGAAGGAUUUGAAAUCAGUCUUUCAUAUGAUGGCACAAAUUUUGGAGAAUCUGUCAGCAUUAUCAUAUAUGAUGAAAAUUGUUAUUCAUGUAACUCAACAUCUAUUGCGUGCUUUGAACAGAAUCUUUGCAAUCCAACUGUUAUUCCUACGGCUAAGAAUGACAACAAGACAUCAUUUGUGGCGAUAGCUGCAGCUUUAGGAGGCUUGCUUCUUAUCAUUAUUGUGGUCAUUGGAUGUAUAUAUUACAAAGUCAAAUCGAACAGCACAAGAACAAAAAUUAAUGCGACUUCUGAUAAACUGGAAAAAAGGCCGAAUUUAUAUCUUGAUCAGAGCAACGGAAGCCAGAUUUUGAUGACAAGAGAUAAAACUAUCAGUGACCUGCAACUUGAAAUCGAUGACAGUAGAGGUGAAUCACCUUUUGAGAUGUUCGAAAAUCAGUUACAUUUUGUACCUCCACCGAGUCAUUACAAACGUAUUCUAUGAAACCGAACCUGUUUGGAUGAAAAGUUAAAUUGCAGAGUUUAAGAUACAAAUUAAAGAAAGCAAUUUAAAAGAAAACUGCAGAAGGGAAGUUCAUCACCUGUUUUCAGUUUAUCAAGGGUUUAGUGUCAAAAGUUGGCAAAAUGUUACAAUUUAUAAAGUAUUAUUUUCAUAUAAUACAUAUAAUAUAUAAUAUGUUUGAAUAGUAUACUAAUACGAAUAACGAAAUGGAUACUCAUCAAUUGAACCCAAAUGAAAAUCCGUUUAUGAUAAUAAUAAUAAUAACAAUAAUAAUA
Molecule: messenger RNA, 3137 nt
Organism: Mytilus californianus (California mussel)
Lineage: Eukaryota; Metazoa; Mollusca; Bivalvia; Mytilida; Mytilidae
Product: von Willebrand factor D and EGF domain-containing protein-like
Exons: 14
Coding region: 607-2844 (745 amino acids)
Source: RefSeq, a predicted model, not a curated record